Messenger RNA from Eublepharis macularius, 744 nucleotides. It is a transcript of the gene RNF125, whose product is annotated as ring finger protein 125. NCBI's taxonomy places the organism in Eukaryota, Metazoa, Chordata, Lepidosauria, Squamata, Eublepharidae. The record is from RefSeq and is a predicted model, not a curated record. The coding region runs from base 1 to 744 and encodes 247 amino acids. Gene Ontology annotation, biological process: ubiquitin-dependent protein catabolic process; protein polyubiquitination. The transcript is spliced from 6 exons. Gene Ontology annotation, molecular function: ubiquitin protein ligase activity.
AUGGGCUCCGUUUUGAGCAGCGAAGGCCGGGAGGUGGCGAGCAGUCCAGAUGCCCGCGGCCAUCGGGAAGGGAUCCAGUGCCCUCAACCUUUGGGGACGACUGUGGAGGAGGAGGCGCCGCAGCAGAGCCCUUCGUUUGACUGCUCCAUUUGUUUGGAAGUGCUCCACCAGCCCAUGAGGACACGAUGUGGCCACGUAUUUUGUCACUCAUGUAUUGCAACAAGUUUAAGGAAUAAUACAUGGACUUGUCCUUAUUGUCGGGCUUAUCUUCAUUCUGAAGGAAUUCCAGCCACUGAUAUUACUAAGAUGAUGAAAAAUAUAUACCAAAACUGUACAGAAUGUGAUACAGAGGUGUGUCUCAGUGAAAUGAGAGCCCACCUUAGGACCUGUGCCCAAUAUAUAGAGAAAUAUGGACCUUUACAAGAGGUUGAAUACCCAAUAACAAGAUAUCCUUGUCCUUUCUGCCAGUAUGAAUUGGAUGAAAAUGAUCUCCUGGACCAUUAUCUCACUUAUCACAGAUCUGAAAGGAGAGCAGUGUACUGUCCAAUUUGUCGUUUACUACCGGAUGGUGGUCCAAGUUAUUACAGCAGAAAUUUUAUAAGACACCUUCAGCUCAGACACACAUUCUAUUAUGAAGACUACAUUGAUAUAACUAUAGUAGAAGAAGCCCUCAUUGAAAGAGUUCUAGACCGAUCCUUUAUAGAGUAUGUUCAUGUGAAUAAUGCAAAUACUGCACAAUCCUAA